Molecule: messenger RNA, 775 nt
Organism: Anopheles maculipalpis
Lineage: Eukaryota; Metazoa; Arthropoda; Insecta; Diptera; Culicidae
Exons: 2
Coding region: 17-775 (252 amino acids)
Source: RefSeq, a predicted model, not a curated record
GCAGCCAUCGACAAGUAUGAAUCAGUACCGGAGCGAAAAACAGCUUGCAUAUCUGUAUCCGAUUAUCGCCACCUUAUCUUUCGUGUGCUGCAUAUCAACUACCGUAGCAUGGCAUCACUGGCGGUAUGUUCUGGAUACCUGUGUUGAGACAAACUGCGGCUGUAUUUUGCAUGGUCGAUCAACACCGACACACUUCACCGGGGGACAUGUCGCGUACUGCCAUUGGGCAGCGUACGGAUUGGUCUUACCCAUAAUAUUCUGCUUCAUAUUUGGAAUAUUUCAUGUCUUCCGGGUGUGCUUUGGACGACGCAGACGUUAUCCGGAAACAGCCACUGUUAGGCAGAGAUCCGGAGACUUAAUAGUAAUGACUACCAAGACCGAUGUGGAACAGGACGACAUAAAUCCAUACUAUUGGAUUCCGGCCAGCGUGAUCGGAAGUUUAAUGGCAGUUCUCACGCUUGUGCAUGCCGCAAUGUAUUUGGAUGGAUUUUUGAACACAUGCAAGCAGCAACGCAACGAACUAAUCAAGUACAUGCAGGCUAACGGAAGUUUGGUGCCAAUUAUCCAGAGUCGAAUUUCGUGUUCAUCUGUGUUUGAUUUUAUGGACUAUUUGCAUCAAGACGUUGCAUUUGAUAGACGCCGCGAGGGAAGGAUCAACACGGCAGCGGCACUUAUAAUUGGUCUGGUCUGUUCGUGGGUCUGUGUUGGACUAUGGAUUUGGACGGUGGUUAUUAAUGCCAGACGCGCACGUGCCAGUAAAAACAUGCGCAUUUAA